Molecule: messenger RNA, 2225 nt
Organism: Contarinia nasturtii (swede midge)
Lineage: Eukaryota; Metazoa; Arthropoda; Insecta; Diptera; Cecidomyiidae
Product: zinc finger protein 383-like
Exons: 5
Coding region: 83-1732 (549 amino acids)
Biological process (GO): regulation of transcription by RNA polymerase II
Cellular component (GO): nucleus
Molecular function (GO): RNA polymerase II cis-regulatory region sequence-specific DNA binding; zinc ion binding; DNA-binding transcription factor activity
Source: RefSeq, a predicted model, not a curated record
GGGGCUUUUAUUUAUAUUGUUCCGAGUGAUUUAGUAAAUUUAUCUGUAUCAUGGUGUGUUUAUGUUUUGAAAUUUGAAUAAAAUGGAUAUUUUUUGUAUUUGCCGAACAUGCUUGAAUGAACCAAGCUCCGAUCUAAUAUCGAUAUAUUCACCAAUUACUCCAAAUCAAGUUGAACUUAUUGAAUCGAAAAAUGAUAGCGAAACUCAAAUAUCCAGCAUACUAGAUGAAUUAACUGGAAAUACAUAUAGUGUAAGGGAAUUUCCAUAUCCAGAUAAAAUAUGUGAGCUUUGUUUGGCGGCUUUGAAAGCAGCAUUCCAAUUUCGCCAGCAAUGUGAGAUUACAUUCAAAGAGCUGAAAAAGUUGUCUAAAGACAAUAGCAGCUUCAAUGAAUUGCAACCGCCUUUGGAAGUAAAACCUAUAUUAAUUGAACCUGAAUUACAUAUUCUAACAAGUUCCGCUAAUGAUUUGGAAAAUAUUCUUGCUUCAGAAGAAGAAGAACUGUCACAAUGCAAAAAAGUGAAAAAUGAAACAUCCGAUAUUGCCAAUAUCUUUGAUGACGAACCAACUGAAAUCAAAUCAUCAACGUAUCAAUGUGAACAUUGUGGUAAAUCAUUUGGGAGGAAAACUCAUCUCAGGCGCCACAUGAAUGUACAUCAAUCAAAAGAUCUUCGAAGUCAUAUGACAAGUCAACAUGGUGAUCGAAUAUUGCAAUCCAAGGGGAUGAAACUUGCGACUGACAAAAAAAUUAACAAAGUAGAAAAACCACAAAAAAUCAUUUCAUCGGCGUAUCAAUGUGACCACUGUGAUAAAGUAUUUACGAGAAAAACACAUCUUAGGCGCCACAUGACUAUACACACCGACGAACGUGCUUAUGGUUGUAAAAUAUGUGAUAAGAGAUUCCGUAGACGCGAUCACCUUAAGAUUCACGAAAACUAUCACGCCAAAAUUAGACCUCAUAUUUGUGAACACUGCCAACGUUCAUUUUCAAGGACUGAACACCUUCGUCGCCAUGUGGCCAGUCGACAUAGCAAUAAAACGUCUACUUUUUCAUGCAAAAAUUGUGAAUAUGUUGCAACGAGUGUGAAAGAGUUGAAUCAGCAUCGAAAAUCACAUGCUGAAGUUUCGUUCGCUUGUAAGACCUGCGAUUUAAAAUUCACAACCAAAAGUGAGCACACCGAACACACCAAAGUACAUAGCGAUGAACGGCCGUUUUUAUGCUCUGAGUGUGGGAUGCGAUUUAUUCGCAAUGACUAUUUGGUUAUACAUAUGCGACGACAUACUGGAGAAAAACCUUAUAAGUGCCGGUUUUGUGAGCGCGCAUUCCCUCGAACCACCGAUCUAACAGUACACGAACGAUACCACACUAAUGAGAAGAAACAUAUAUGCUCUGUGUGCGGAAAAGGAUUUCAACGGGCCUACAAUUUAACGGUUCAUACCAGAGUUCAUACAAAAGAAAAACCAUACCAAUGCCCACAUUGUUCGAAGAGUUUUUCGCAAGGAAAUGACUUGAAGGCACAUAUCAGGCGACAUACUGGAGAAAGAUACCAAUGUGAAUUGUGUUCAUCGUCUUUUAUUCAAAUUUAUUUGCUCAACAAUCAUAAGAAGAAUGUCCACGGCAUCAGUGCAACAUCGAAUAUCAGUCGAGUGGCGAAAUUUGAACCCACGUCUCAACACGUUAUUCCAACGUCUCAUAUCGAAAAUGAAACUGACUGCACUGUAUACACUGUUUAAAUGAAUAUUUAUUUACUUUAUUUUAUUAAUAAUAGUCAAUUUCUCGUUGUUUACAUCUAUCUUUUUACGACAGUCGUUAAGAGUAAAGUGAAUUUCAUUAUCCAAAAAUAAAUAAACACCUGAAAUACCUUUUGUAUGAAUUAAGAAGAAAGGAUUGUUAUUUGUGCAAACUAGUAUUUUUAAACGCGAUGUGACUAGAAUUUUUCAAAUAUUAUUGAGAAGAACAAAGCAGAAAAGCUUAGAAGUCAAAAGAAAGAAAGAUAAAGUGAAUUGUAGUAUGGAAUUCUGAUGGAUUUAAUGAGGAAGUAUUAAUUCACCUGUAAAUUUUUGUUUGAGAUUAAUACCGAUUUUCUCUUUGUAUAAUGUCACAAGUAAUUUCUAAGAUCGAGACCUAUACAAUAGUUAAAACAUCGUACCCAAUCACUUAAUUACUGAUAAGAAACAAUCACCUAUUUUGGGCGCUGUUGAGAAAAAAUGAAAAUAAAAAAAAUUC